Monoraphidium neglectum is the source of this 426-nucleotide messenger RNA. RefSeq lists its product as hypothetical. The record is from RefSeq and is a predicted model, not a curated record. Lineage: Eukaryota; Viridiplantae; Chlorophyta; Chlorophyceae; Sphaeropleales; Selenastraceae. The transcript has a single exon. The coding region runs from base 1 to 426 and encodes 141 amino acids.
AUGAGGCGCUGCAUCCGUCGUGGGCCGCGAAGCAGAAGCAGAAGGCGCUGCUUGCCGCCGCCCCUCAGGGCAAAAAGGUGGUGUUUGGAGACGACGGGGACACCGUCGUGCGGACGGCGGCGCCGCCUGCAGCGGCAGCGGCAGCGGCGCCGUCGCCGGCCUCGCAGGCGCCAAGCAGGCGGCCGCGCGCGGAGAGGCCUGCGGCGGGCGGCGGCCGCGGCGGCAGGGGCGGCUUUGGCGGCGGCGGCGGAGGGAGCCGCGGCGGCGGGAGGGGCGCGGCCCUUGCGUCGCCGCCGGCAGCGGCCGCGGCGGCAGAGUCGUUACACCCGUCAUGGCAGGCCAAGAAGCUCCAGGCAGCAAAGGCCAGCGCGGCGGCGGUUGCCGGGGGUGGGCCGAAGAAGGUCGUUUUCGAUGACUGACUGCUGA